AUGGUCCGCGGAAGCUGUUCAUCUGAUGUAGGCAGACCAUCAGGCAAGUCGGCCAACGACGCCGGGAUAGCGGGUCGCUUACGCUUCGGCCGGGAAAGGUAUAUCCGAGGGCGCCCUUCAUUGACGGAAAAUAUGACUUCCGCCGUCCCAUCGAAAUCUUCAAGUCCGACCGUCGACUCGACAGGCCAAGGCGGCCACUCGACAGACCCGACCGUCGACUCGAUCGGCAUCCCGAACACUGAGCUAGUAAACUUGAACCUAUCCCCGAGCUCGGUGGGUGUACCACCGGGAAUAAAUCCUCCAUCCUCUCCACUACGUACCAGGGCAGACCGGAUAAGCCCUGGGCGCACGCGCUGUGUUGGUUGA
Molecule: messenger RNA, 366 nt
Organism: Chondrus crispus (carragheen)
Lineage: Eukaryota; Rhodophyta; Florideophyceae; Gigartinales; Gigartinaceae
Exons: 1
Coding region: 1-366 (121 amino acids)
Source: RefSeq, a predicted model, not a curated record